Molecule: messenger RNA, 897 nt
Organism: Recurvomyces mirabilis
Lineage: Eukaryota; Fungi; Ascomycota; Dothideomycetes; Mycosphaerellales; Teratosphaeriaceae
Exons: 3
Coding region: 1-897 (298 amino acids)
Cellular component (GO): plasma membrane
Source: RefSeq, a predicted model, not a curated record
AUGUUCGGGCUAUCAUAUUGGUUCCUGCCACUGUUUGCAGGAUGCUGUUGGCUAGGCACUCUCCUUGCCAUGCUGGGCACAUGGCUGGCUCAAGGAUCACCACACUACGCCUGGCAAGACGCCGACCAAAGCAUCACCUACAUCAGUGACAUUGGCGCGUCCAACUUCGGCUACCCUCUCUUCAUCGCGGGCAGCGCUGUGACAGUCGUAGUUUUCGACAUCGCAUUCAUCUCCGAACGAUGGCUCCGACACAAGGGACGAUUGGCCCACAAUUACAACAAGACCGAGAAGAUCCUCAGCGUUUUCGCCAUCGUAUUCGCGAUCAUUGGAGCAGCUGGACUCGUCUUUCUCACGAUCUUCAACACGAAGAAGUACCCACAGGUACAUGAUGCUAUGCUUGUGGUGUUCAUUGCCGGCUACAUCAUCUCUGCCAUCUUCAUUUGCGCCGAAUACCAGCGACUGGGAAUUCAUUUCCGCCAGCACCGCAUCCUGCGCAUAAGUUUCUGGAUCAAGCUUACCUUCAUUUUCAUCGAACUGGCCCUUGCGAUCGCAUUCGGCGUCUUGCAAUACCAGCAGCACUACAACAAAUCUGCUAUCCUGGAGUGGAUCAUCUCUCUUAUCUACAUCUGCUACGUUUGGAGUUUCAUCAUCGACUUCCUACCAGCCGUGCAUACCAAGCACAAGGAGGACCGCUUCCUGCCUCCUCACCGUCGCGAAGACGACGAGAUGGCCAUGAACACGCAAGCAGCCGGCAACAUGACCGGUGGUCCUGUAUAUAGCAAUGGUGGAUACCAGCGCGGCGAGACGGACAGCUAUGGCAGUCAGCAACCCGUGGCCCAGCGAGGAUUGUACAACCCACCUCAAAGCGGCGUUGUAGCUCCCUCGAGGAACUUUUAG